Messenger RNA from Xenopus tropicalis (tropical clawed frog), 2271 nucleotides. RefSeq names its product ornithine decarboxylase. The record is from RefSeq and is a predicted model, not a curated record. Gene Ontology annotation, biological process: polyamine biosynthetic process; putrescine biosynthetic process. Gene Ontology annotation, molecular function: ornithine decarboxylase activity; catalytic activity. The transcript is spliced from 10 exons. Lineage: Eukaryota; Metazoa; Chordata; Amphibia; Anura; Pipidae. Bases 104 to 1627 code for a protein of 507 amino acids.
UAUAUAUAUACAUUUACUUCAGUAUGUCUGCUUGGUAUGUUUCAACAGUUUUGUAGUCAGCUGUUGUUUCUAUUCCUUUGUGUAAAGAAUUCAUCUCUAGCAAAUGGAAAGGAACCUUCACUGGUUGGGACUGGACUGGCAGGACACCAGGAAAAUCCCGGCGGAACACCAAGAACAAACCCAGUGGCCUCGACCUUUUUGGGCCCCGCCAACCCAGACCCAAUCCCUGCCUUCUGUCCCCCCAUUGCUCCCCUGCUGUGCUCCCUCACCAGAUCACAGCAAAAGUAACGCCUGUCACCUACAGGAAAGAGAUAGAGACAGGACAAUGGACAUUUCUGAAUUGCAUACUUGCACUUUUCUAGCUGGGAUGAAUAUGACCAUACUGGACAAGGGAAUGUCAGUACAGCAGUUUGUGAAGCAGAAAUCCAUCAGUAAUUCAGCAUCAGGAAAUGAAGAUGCCUUUUAUGUCGCAGACCUUGGAGACAUAAUAAAGAAAUACUGGCAGUUCUCAAAAGGGCUACCUCGAGUAAAGCCUUUCUAUGCAAUGAAAUGCAACAGUACAAGGGCGGUUCUCCAAAUGCUGGCAUUUUUGGGAACAGGAUUUGCUUGUUGUAGUAUGGCAGAGUUAGAUAUGGUGCUGAGGAUGGGAGUACCAGCUGCUGACAUUGUCUUUGUCAACCCCUGUAAGCAGGUAUCUCAUAUCAGAUAUGCUGCAGAGUAUGGUGUGCGCAAAAUGACUUUUGAUUGUGAAUCAGAACUUUUAAAAUUAGCAGCAUCUUACCCACAGGCUGAGAUGAUUCUUCAAAUUGUAACUGACAACAAAGAGCCUUGGCACACCCUCAGUGGCAUUUGUGGUGUCUACAUCAGUGAGUGUGAGAAUCUUCUGAAGAAAGCAAAAAGCCUUAACAUGGAUGUAUUUGGUGUGAGUUUUCAUACUGGCUCUCGAUGCAAGGACACUCAUUCCUUUCACAAAGCCAUUGAAGAUGCCAGAAAGGUAUUUGAUAUUGGGAAAAACUUGGGACAUCAAAUGAGACUCCUGGAUAUUGGAGGGGGUUUUCCUGGGGACUCUGAGUCCCGACCAACAUUUGAGAAGUUUGCAGAAGUCAUCCGCAUAUCUCUGGACCAAAGCUUUCCCUGCAAUGAGGAUGUUCAGAUUAUCGCAGAACCUGGAAGAUUUUAUGUGACAUCUGCUUUCACAGCUGCUCUUAAUAUUGUUACUAAGAAGGUGGUGACUAAGAAAGAUGGAGAGGAAAGAAGACAAUUCUCCUAUGUCCUAAAUGAUGGAAUUUUUGGGUCAUUUUUUCUUAAUUAUAUGCAAAUGGAAGAGACAUGGCCAGUUGUAGGGAAGGACUUUGACACUGCACAGGAGCUCUUUCCCAGUAUACUUUGGGGACCAACAUGUGCAAGUGAAGAUAAAAUUGUGAAGGAUAUAGAUCUCCCAGAAUUGGAAAUGGGAGACUGGAUCAUUUUCCCAAACAUGGGGGCUUACUCCAUGUCAAUGACUUCCAAUUUCAAUGCAUUUUCUACACCCAAAAUAUAUUUUGUGUUCACCAGGAAAAUGUGGACUGUUGGACAGAUCCUAAAAAAAGAAAAGUUACUGCAGAAUCACCCUCAGAAUAAUUUGUAAUACAAUAAGAACCAGCAAUUUAUUUUACUGAGCUAUUUACUAAAUGCUUGACUGCAGAGUACGCAAUUGUUUAAAAUAUUUAGGCAUUGCAAAUAAGUAGUAAUUUUAAAAAUAAAAAAAUACUAGGUUAAAGCUUCUUUUAUCAGUUCUUGUGCUAUUUUCGUUUUGCAAAGUAAUAGUAGUGGGCUGAAUGUGAGAAAAUCUUCCUAAAAAUAUUGUAUUUGUUUGUCUGAAAACAUUACGAAAAUAUAGAUUUUCAGUUUAUAUAAUGGUUAAGAUUUUGGCUUAUAACAUACAACAUUCCUAUAUGUAAUAAAUAGCACAGCGUUUGUCCAGGUACAUUAACUAUUAGUAACCAAUGAAAUAGUACCUUUUAAUUAGUAACUAUAGGUGAUAAGAACUGUAGCAAACUUAUAUUACAUAAUCCCCACGGAAUGAGUUAUUUAUGCAUUAAAAGCUGACACCCUCUACGUCUUUAGAGCAUUUACUUUCUCUGCCACAUUGAUGGAUCAACUCAUCCACAGAUGCCUGGUGCUUUUCUGCCAUCAGAAAAAUAUAGGUGUACCUUUAGCCUUCAUGCAGGACCUCCUUCUUCAAUCUCUGCACUGGGGUCCCUCAGAUAUUUCUUUAAAGGUCUAUAUUUU